Messenger RNA from Meleagris gallopavo (turkey), 3557 nucleotides. The record is from RefSeq and is a predicted model, not a curated record. Lineage: Eukaryota; Metazoa; Chordata; Aves; Galliformes; Phasianidae.
UUGUCUGCAUUUUUUUUUCCUUCUUGUUUUAUUUUCCUUUCCUUUUCUAACACGAAAUGGCCCAGAUCCUAUCAGCCACAGCUGCCGUAAACACAACAUCGGUAAUCCCUUCCUUUAUUCCUCUCCAGUAACAGGGGGCAGAGAGGUGUCUGCCGAUUGGGAUUGAUUACAGCAGCUAUCAAAAGUCUCCUUUGUAAGAUCUGGAUCCUAAAUCACAUAAUUCUUUGAUAAAAGAAGCAUUACCAGUCCAUUUUCUGAAGUGAAAGGUAAGGGAGAAAUGAAAAAAAAGCAAUCAGCGGAGGCACUAAUAGGCAGGGAUGGGCAGGGAGCGGGGAAAGGCCCUUUGUGAAGGAUGGGGAACGGGGAUUAAUCUGCUUCAGCCGUAUGAUUAAUACAGCUGAGAGCAGAAUGGGUCUGAUUUGGGGAGCAGGACCUGGCCCCACAUUGUACUCAUGCCAAGUCUGGGAGCCGGGGGUGGGCACCAGCAGGCUACAAGGGGCUUUUCCCCUUGUAUUGAAAUGGUUAUAAUUUAUGUUACAAAUUCAAUAGCCAAAAGAGAAGCAAAAUAGAGGGAUGGAAGAAAAAUGACCGACAUUUGACCCACAGCAGUUUCACAGCUCUCACUCCUGUGUCGCUGGCACCACACUGCCCUGCCCACACACACCAAGCAACACCGUUCACCAGGGGGUUUCCUGCACCUUGCUGCAGACCUUGGCUUGCACAGCUCUAAAGGGCAAGAGAACUCGGGUUUAAGCAACCUGGGUUCAGCCCUCUCCUGCAAGACUGUGUCCUCAGGCUGCUCAUCUUGCUAGGCUCAGUGCGAGCACCCAUCCCUUCCGUGGUGAUUCCCAGAGAUGUUCAGUCCUGGGUACCACGUCCUCUCCACACUGCAAUCAGGACACAUCCAACAUGCCUCCCCACGGGCAGCUGAGAGAGAAGUGCUCACGUGCCACCAAGAUGUGCCACAGAACUGUACCACCAAGCCAGGCCACCAACAUGCUGUGAGUGGCCAUAAUCUAAUUUAUUAAGGGAUUUGAAUCCUUACCAAGAGCAUGUUAGAUGUAAAGCAUCUGUACUACCGUUCUGAUUAUGGCAGUGGAAGUGGGGGAAAGAAGGAGAGAAAAUUUUCAGCAGAAAAUAAGUCAACUUUUGCAGAGAGUUCUGGUGCAGCCAAAGGCUAUGCUCUCGUUAAAAAUGACCUUUUAUUAAGCUGAGCUCUCUUCUCUCUCAUAUUGUAUGAUAUGACAGCUCUCUUUUGAUGGGAAAGCUUUCAUUUGGCCAGAGAAAGGGAUAAUUUGCUUCUUGUAAGGAGUUAAUCCUCCAGUCCAUUUCUGUGCCGGGGAUGGCUGUCCUCCCCCUGCCCUGCACCGGAGGCUACGGCACAAUGGAGAUCAUAACCACCUCAAAUCUACACCUGAGAUGGAGAAAUCAGAUUUCCUUCUUGAGUCAUUUUUGUGGGAUUAGCUAAAUCUUAGAUCCACACUAACCCUUCACAAAGCCAAGAUUAGUUAGAAUUUAUUUUAUUCAGAAGGGGGUUUAUGGUUUUCUUUCCAAAGGGAUUAAAUAUCUUUCUAUAUAUAGGGUGGCUUCAGGCAUAAAGCAGCCAGGUUAGAGGGAGGAAAAGUGUGUAUGUGUGUGUAUAAAAUAAAAACUCUGCUGCAAGAAUGACCGUCACUUGAAACUCUGGGACAACGCAGGGAUUCUGGGCAGUGCCACUGCUCUGCUUUCAGGGCUCCUUAACGCUGCAAGACCCUGCAGAGAGCAGACCCUGCUCAGUGUGAGCUUUCACCACCACUGGCCCAACCAAGGAUGUCUGCAGAGCCCACGCCGGAUGCCAGCUCAGGCAGGAGAGCUGUGCAGUGCUCGUUCAGCAUUGAAAACAUCCUUGCCAGCCCGGCAGAGAGGAGCCCCCAGGUUCUGGUUCCACUCUGUCUCCGAGGCAUCCUGGACUGUGCGCCCAAGGGGCUGUGCGAGCUGGAGGGCAUUGCCCUGCAGGAGGAGGAGGAGGAGGAGGAGGAGGAAGAGCUGGAAGGUGCGGUUUGUAGCUGCUGCUGCUGCUCCCACACGGGCACACGGCCUCUGCAGGACCCUCCAGGUUGGCUGGGUGAGUGACUGGGGCUCUGCGCGGUGCAGUUCGUUUGUUGGGUGACAGUGCAGUGUCCAACCUGCCACAGUGCUGGGUGCCUUUCUCUGACCUCAGCUCUGGUGAGGAGCUGCUGAGUCUGCUGUUAGCAGGGCUUCUGAGAGCUGCAUCCUCACCAGAGUUUUAAAUCAGCAGGUACUUUUUGUUACCAAGUAUUGCUGGUUUACAGUAAAGCACGCAGAGUGGCAGUUCAGGGUAGGAGCUCUGCAGAGAGCAUGGCUCCAUGGUCAUGCUGACAGAGCUCCUUUGCACCACCCGCUCUUGGGAACCUCACUUGUCCUUUCAGGGAAAAGUGGGAGGUUUUUUUGCUACAUCUAGCAAAAUGGAUGCAUUUAGCAAAAGAAAAUAAAAGAAAAAUAGAAAACCUUAAUUUGUGAAGUUUCUGAAAGUUCAGAAAUACUCCAUGUUAUGAUGGAAAAACAACUCCUAACCGUGCUGUUAAGUUUCCAAGUCAUUUUCUAGAGCUUGCCCACAGCAUCACAGGUAAGUGAACAAAGAAAAUAACACUAGUGCUCCCCACCUAUCUGCUUCUUUCCAAGUGACACUCUGAGCCCUUCUCCUGCUUGCACUGUGAUCAUACAUCUUUCACCCAAGCAAGCUGCACUCCAUCCACACAAUGAGUGCAGAUGCAAACAGUGCUCGAUGCCACUGUAUUUCAGCUGCUCACUCCCACAGAGCUGACUGUCCCUCUCCUUGCAGACACCAGGUUCCCUUGGCCCAUGCGACUGCUCCACUCAGCAGUCAGAGGCUGCAAGAGCCCUCAGGGCAGCCCCAGUGAGCUGCAGGCCUUCCAGCAGAUCCAGCGCCGGACGCGCCGCCAUCGCACCAUAUUCACCGAGGAGCAGCUGCAGGCCCUGGAAACACUUUUCCACCAGAACCAAUACCCAGACGUCAUCACCAGGGAGCACUUGGCCAACCGCAUCCACCUGAAGGAGGAAAGGGUGGAGGUCUGGUUUAAGAACCGUCGAGCCAAGUGGAGACAUCAGAAGAGAGCAUCUGCCUCAGCAACGGUCCUUCAGGGCAGCGUGGAGCCGCCCAAGGAGAGCUGCUAACGGCCCUGCGGGAGGGGAGCAGCGGGGCCGGGCUUCAGAGAGCGGGAUGGUGAAUGCAGGCGGGGCUCCUCCGAAACCCGGCCUGCGUGCUGAGCCCUGUUCACGUGGCGUGGCCCUCAGGUGCUGAAGCGGGCACGAAGCGAACAGGCGGUGUGCGGACAGUGCCUGUGCUGUGCACACGAGUCCCGGCCGGGCUCCCCGGGCUGUGCUGGUUGUGUUCGUGUCAGCUCUGCUUUGUGAACACGUGCCGAUGAAGGCUGCUCUCAGCACUCCAUGGCUUCGAGCAUCGCUUUGGGGCCCCCAGGUCGAGGUGCCUCACCCCAAGCAAUGCCGGCCAUGGCACGGGCAAAGACCCGCGUCUC